AUACAUUGUUUUACAUUCUGGGACGUUCAAUUAAACGGAAACGCGUUCAAUACAUGUUUACAUUCUGGGACGUUCAAUUAAACGGAAACGGCGCUGUACUGAAUCACCAGUUAAACAACGGGGAGCGUUUGGGGAACGCUGUCAGCAUGGCCACUGCCCUUUAAAUACGUUACUCUUUGCUUCAAGCCACAGCCACCAAACCGUAGCAAAUGUGCCUCAAAGUCUGUUCAAGAACGUUUUGGGGAAACGUGUCGUUUAGUACAAACCGUUCCGCAACGUAGCAAACGUUCAAGCGAACUGAACGCACAGGUCUAGUGUACCGCGGUCUCGCGCACCGUGCAGACAGCCAAGCUCGAGCCUACCGGAGCGGUGUAACGUUCUGAACGGUAAAGAUGGCAGAACGACAGCAGAAACAUGAAGGCGGCCGAGUGAAGAUCGGACAUUACCUCUUAGGAGACACUCUGGGCGUCGGCACAUUCGGAAAAGUAAAGAUUGGAGAACACCAGUUGACAGGUCAUAAGGUGGCAGUGAAGAUCCUGAACAGACAGAAGAUCAGGAGUCUGGACGUGGUGGGCAAGAUCAAACGAGAGAUACAGAACCUCAAACUCUUCAGACACCCUCACAUCAUCAAACUGUACCAGGUGAUCAGUACUCCUACAGAUUUCUUCAUGGUGAUGGAGUAUGUCUCGGGAGGAGAGCUGUUUGACUACAUCUGCAAACAUGGACGGGUAGAGGACAAAGAGGCUCGUCGGUUGUUCCAGCAGAUCAUCUCCGGUGUAGACUACUGCCACAGACACAUGGUGGUGCACAGAGACCUCAAACCUGAGAAUGUACUGCUGGACCAUUCCAAGAACGCCAAAAUAGCUGACUUUGGGUUGUCAAACAUGAUGUCAGACGGGGAGUUCCUGAGGACCAGCUGUGGAUCUCCCAACUACGCAGCUCCUGAAGUAAUCUCCGGAAGGUUAUACGCUGGUCCUGAGGUGGACAUAUGGAGCAGUGGGGUGAUCCUGUAUGCGUUGCUGUGUGGGACUCUGCCCUUUGAUGACGAACACGUUCCCACACUGUUUAAGAAGAUUAGAGGGGGCGUGUUCUAUAUGCCAGAAUACCUCACUCGGCCCGUCGCUUCCCUGCUGCUGCUCAUGCUGCAGGUCGACCCGCUCAAGAGGGCUACCAUUAAAGACAUUAGGGAACAUGAGUGGUUUAAGCAGGACCUGCCAGGCUACCUGUUUCCUGAGGACCCUUCCUAUGACUCCACCAUUCUGGAUGAGGAGGCAGUCCGAGAGGUGUGUGACAAGUUUGAGAGCACCGAGUCUGAGGUGAUGUCCAGCCUGUACAGCGGAGACCCUCAGGACCAGCUAGCGGUAGCGUACCAUCUGAUCAUAGACAACCGGCGCAUCAUGACCCAGGCCAGUGAGUUCUACCUGGCCUCUAGCCCUCCCCAGGGCUCCUUCAUGGAGGAUGGCAUGUCACUGCCCCCCGGGGUCAAACCACACCCAGAGAGGAUGCCCCCCCUGCUGGUAGACAGCCCCAAGGCGCGCUGCCCGCUGGAUGCCCUGAACACCACCAGAGCCAAACCCCUGGCAGUGAAGAAGGCCAAGUGGCACCUGGGCAUCAGGAGUCAGAGCAGACCCUAUGACAUCAUGGCUGAGGUCUACAGGGCUAUGAGACAGCUACAGUAUGACUGGAAGGUGGUGAACCCGUACCACCUGCGUGUUCGGAGGAAGAACCCAGUAACAGGCAACCUGGUGAAGAUGUGUCUCCAGCUGUACCAAGUAGACAACAGAUCCUACCUGCUGGACUUCAAAAGCAUCGAUGAUGACAUCAUGGACGCAGUAGGGUUUAAGUCGGGCUCUUCCACCCCCCAGAGGUCAGGCUCCACUGCAGGGCUCCACAGACCCAGACUCAGUGUGGACUCAGCCUGUCCUGCCGUGGAUCUCCCCAAGCUCAGCUCCUCUCUGCCUGGGUCGCUGUGCUCCAGCGCUGCCCUCCUCACCUCCACCUCCACCCCGCGCCAGGGCAGCCACACUAUGGACUUCUUUGAGAUGUGUGCCAGUCUCAUCACCACGCUGGCCCGCUAGAGAGGGUAAACUCCUGCUGGGUAACUAGAGGCCUGGAAUUUUUCCUGGUCAAUGUCAUAUAGUCCGGAAAACUCCAGCUACCGCCUGCAUAACCAUCUGAAACAGAACACUGCCCUGAGCCUAUUUAGACAGUUUUAUAUUGGUGUGAUCCUGACCUAAUUCUCCAAGUACUGCAGAACACGCCUCUAACCACAGAUCUAGGGUCAGUUGUUCCCUCCUGGUGUUGUAGGUUUGGGCUUUGCAAGAUAAACUGAUCGUAGAUCUCUGAUUAGACUUCCUGUCUGUCUAGAGCAGGAAUGGGCAACUUUGAUGGGGGUAGGGGCCCACCAAAAAAUCAGAACUCAUCAUUAGGGGGGUGCGGUAGCUCGCGGGACUGCUUACCCACAUCCAUACACACACAUGCAGUCAGCGUUUUGGAGGCCCUAAGCAAAAUUGGCGAUUUAUAAACAUUUUAGUUUAGUCUUGACAGCGGAAGGAAUUGAUCUGCGGUCCUACAAAAGUGGCCAUGUGACCCGCGCGCCACGAGUUGCCCAUCCCUGGUCUAGAGCCAGUCUGCCAGAGCCAGUCUGGCCGUGGGAAAGGUUAGAGGUCUCACUUGUUGGGGCAAAGUCGUGUUAAGUCAAAUAUAAUGUAGCUCCCAUAUGGCGCGUUCACGUGCUCGUCGAAACUAGGAAACUGACAUUUCUAACUGGUUGCAGUAAUGCACGUGCAGCGUUCAACCAGUUAGCAUGUCGGACAUUUCCAGAUAAGCGGCGCCUCCCUGACUACUCUCAACCCCCAAUCAGCUCCAGAAUAGCAAACACUGUACAACAAACACACUGAGCAUUUUACAUAUGCUUUUAUAUGCUUUUUGUAACGACACAGACUUUGUUAUCCAUAUUUCUCAUAUAUAUUUAUAUUACUAUCACUUUGAGUAGUGUAGCAGCUGUUGAUUGUAACAUACAACAAAUGAAGUUAAAGAGAGGAUUGUUAUUAUUAUUUAGAUAUCAUAUUCUUAUUUAUUUUAAAGAGGUUGUUUUAGAGGCUUUGUGUGGUACUGAAUAUUGAGUAUUGAAGCACUGCUGAUGUUUGAGAAUUAUAUAUGCACUUAAGAGAUUUUAGGUGAUGAGAGGUCAUAGAGAGAGAGCCUCCACUCUCCCUCUCUCUCUGACUGGCAAUAUUGUUCUGUGGAUUAGUUAGCAUUGAUGCUACCUGACUGAGGAGGAGGGAGGGAAGGGUAUCUGUAGUGAACCUUUCUCCAGGUGCCUUAACACACGUUGUUUCUAGCUUGGUGGCUGUUUUUGUUUGCAGAAACGGAAUGGUAAGCAGACUGUUUCUGUGUGUGUGUGUACACUCCUGUGUGUAGAGGACUAACAGACAGGAGCUUACCAGGGAUUGGCCAGGAGAAGACAUACAGUACCGUAGUUUAUGUGCCAAUGAGAUUUGAGUUCUGACUAAUAUAACUAAAGAUACAGGAGGAGAGGGAAUAGAUAUGACAGAACACUGGAACAAAUCUCCCUUUACCAAUUGUCAAAUGGUUUACAGUAUAUAGUGUUCCAUAGUCCUGUCUGUGUCUCUUGUUCUGCUGGGGCCAGUGAGGGCUGGGCUCUUGCUGAUCUGAUGCAUGCUAGUGUGUCUGUGUUUCUCUGGUCUGUUCUGGUACCAUGAUGGUGGUCUGUUCGGUUUGUUAUUAAAUGUAGAAUCAUUUGUAUCUCUCUUUCCUUCCCUCCCUCUGGAGUUAUUGGUUUGUUGUGUGUAUUUGCAGUAGUGUGUGUUUCGCUGAGGGAAUUGUAGACCUCUGUUGGGCCAGUUAGUCAGAAAAGACACUUAACCUCUCUUCUUUCCUUUUGUUUCCUUGUCAUUUGUUUCCUUGCCAUUUGUUUCCUUGUCGUUUGUUUCCUUGCCAUUUGUUUCCUUGUCAUUUGUUUCCUUGCCGUUUGUUUCCUUGUCAUUUGUUUCCUUGCCGUUUGUUUCCUUGUCAUUUGUUUCCUUGCCAUUUGUUUCCUUGUCAUUUGUCCUGUGCAGCAGUUCUGUCAUCACAUCUCUAUUCUGAGAGCGUAGUCUGUUUUUGUCUGUGUAUGACACUAUACAUGCAAGACAAUACCCACGUAUGUGUACUUCCAUCUAGUGCCGGUUGGACUGACCUUUUGUCUCCAGAACAGCCUGAAUUCUUCAGGGGAUUCUACAAGGUGUCAAAGAUUCCACAGUGAUGUUGGUUCAUGCUAAUGCGAUGGCGCCAUGCAGUUUCUGCAGAUUGGACGGCAGUACAUUCAUGCUGCGAACAUCCAUCUCAUCUCAAAUAUGCUCUAAUGGGUUGAGGUCUGGGGACUGCGCAGGCCACUCAAGUAAACUGAACUCGCUGACAUAUUCCAGGGGAUGUUUUUCCACUCCUCGGUUGUUCAGUGUUGGUUAACACGUACCCACCUGAGCCACUUCUUGUUUUUAGCUGAUAGGAAUGGAACCUGGUGUGGUGGUCUGCUGCAAUAGCCCAUCCGUGACAAGGAUUGACGAGUUUGUUUUCUGACCCACCUGUUGGCUUGCACGAUUCUUGCCCUUCUCCUUCGACCUCUCAUCAAACGAGCUGUUUUCACCCGUAGGGCUGCUGCUGACUGGCUGUUAUUUGUUUCUCCCACCAUUCUCUGUAAACCUUAGACACUGUUGUGCGUGAAAAGCCCAGGAGGACGGCCGUUUCUGAGAGACUGGACCCGGGGCAUGGCACCGAUGAUCAUACUUCGCUUAAAGUCACUUGUUUUGCCUAUUGGAACGUUCGAUUGAACAGUAACUGAAUGCCUGUUUUAUAUAACAAGCCACAGCCAUGUGACUCCGUGUCUGUAGAAGUCAUCCAUUUUUGUGAACUGGGUGGUGUACUUAAUAAACUGGCAUAUCCCAUUUUUGAGAGAUACUUACAUACUGAGGGUACAAAACAUUAUGAACACCUGCUCAUUCCAUGACAGACUGACCAGGUGAAAGCUAUGAUCCCUUAUUGAUGUAAUUUGUUGAAUCCACUUCAGUCCGUGUAGAUCAGUGGUCACCAACCGGUCACCAAGCAUUUCUGUGGAAAAGCCAGGCCUGAUUUUGUGCGUGUUGCGCUGUUGGUGGUAGGUGCACUUGAUUCAAGCGGACCGGGAGAUCUGUUGCUAAAUCGAGUGCGCCUAAUGUGCUGGCAAUCGAAUAGCUCAAAUUACCGUACAGAGCCUCCUCGACCCCGGCCACAGUCAAAAAGUUUGAUACGAGCCUAGGUAAGAUUGAAUAACCUUUAAAACCACGACCACGGAGAGACUGUAGAAUAAUGCAGCAGCGCUGCAGUUUGUAUGAGUGUGUUUUAUUCAGCACUGGCAACCCGGCUUUGAACACUAUUAUAAAACGCUCUUCUCCCUUUUUCCACUCGCGCUGCAAUGAGUUAUCAUUAUUAUUAGCUUCGUGUCUAUUUUAAUAUGGAGGAGUAUUCCACUUUCUCUGGUCAUAGGAACCGCAUGAAUUUGUGCCUGCGGCAGAUGUGGCGCGACUCGAGUUUCGCCAUCAGGUGGAAGACGGUGUCUCUUUGGUCAGUCUCACCGGAGGAAAGGAAGGGGAAAGCAGUGACCGUGAAAGGCGGACCCGCUGGGCUCUCUUCCUCCCUCCCCUGAGAAUAAUGCUCUGUUCAAGACAACUACUCUGGAAAAACGAGAUCCGACUGGGGGAAAUGGUUUUGAAUGGUCAACCAACUCGGAAUUCCUAGUCGGAAACUCGCAUCUUUCUAGAGCUCUGACCUCAAGAUCACAGACGUCAUGAUUUGACCUAGUUUUUCUUUCUCGAGUUCCCAGCUGUCUUGAAAGCACCAUGGCCAUCAGAUGCAAGUGCGGUACCAUAUAAUUUAUGCUCACCUGUGCCUUGCAAGUGCUACAAAAACCGAUAUGUUAUCAUAGCUCAAGUUGUGAUAAUGUAUUAGGCCUACAGCAGAAACCUCAUUCCCGCAGAGCUCUUUUUAUUAGGUUGUUACAUUAUAAGUAAUGUAAAAAAAUAAUAAUUGAGUGGUAGAUCUUGGCUUGCUUUUUGAAUGUGAAAGCGAUCUUGACUCAAAGGUUGGUGACCACUGGUGUAGAUGAAGGGGAGGAGACAGGUUAAAUAAGGAUUUUGAAGCCUUGAGACAUGGAUUGUGUGUGUGUGUGUGUGUGCAAUUCAGAGGGUGAAUGGGCAAGAAAAAAGAUUUAAGUGCCUUUGAACAGGGUAUGCUAGUAGGUGCCAGGCGUGUCAGUUUGUGUCAAGAACUGCAACGCUCCUGGGUUUUUCAUGUUCAACAGUUUCCCAUGUGUAUCAAGAAUGGUCCACCAGCCAACUUGACACAAGCUUUGGAGUCAUGGGCCAGCAUCCCUGUGGAACGCUUUUGACACCUUGUAGAGUCCAUGCCCCAAGGAAUUGAGGCUGUUCUGAGGGCAAAGGGGUGGAACUCAAUAUUAGGAAGGUUCUUAAUGUUUUGAACACUGUGUCUGACUAUAGCUGCUACAAGGUCAGGGAGAAACUCUCCUUCCUGCUGCUACACUCAUGCAAUUACUCACAGCAAUGACCCUAUAUUCUGUUAUUUACACACACAUACUACUUCAAGUAAUACACACCCACUCUGUCAGUGUAAGGUGUACCUCUUUCCAAGGGUUAAGGUGUGUUGUCACCGUAUCCAGACUUCUGGAACCAAAGUGUUCUUCUCUUCUGUCUGUGUGUGCGUGAGAGCGGAUUGUACCUCUUCCUCUCCGUCUGAGGUGGGCUUUUCUGUGUUCUAUGCAUUGCAUGGCGUUGCUGUUCUGAUUUGCACUUUACUGAGUAUUUAUUGUCAAACACAAUUAAACUGACCUAUACACUAGA
This is a messenger RNA of Oncorhynchus kisutch (coho salmon), 6893 nucleotides long. It is a transcript of the gene prkaa2, whose product is annotated as protein kinase, AMP-activated, alpha 2 catalytic subunit. Bases 393 to 2078 code for a protein of 561 amino acids. NCBI's taxonomy places the organism in Eukaryota, Metazoa, Chordata, Actinopteri, Salmoniformes, Salmonidae. The record is from RefSeq and is a predicted model, not a curated record. Gene Ontology annotation, molecular function: ATP binding; protein serine/threonine kinase activity. The transcript is spliced from 11 exons. Gene Ontology annotation, biological process: intracellular signal transduction; protein phosphorylation. Gene Ontology annotation, cellular component: cytoplasm.